This is a messenger RNA of Melanotaenia boesemani (Boeseman's rainbowfish), 2794 nucleotides long. Its product is annotated as zinc finger protein 397-like. The record is from RefSeq and is a predicted model, not a curated record. NCBI's taxonomy places the organism in Eukaryota, Metazoa, Chordata, Actinopteri, Atheriniformes, Melanotaeniidae. The transcript is spliced from 8 exons. Gene Ontology annotation, biological process: regulation of immune system process; negative regulation of transcription by RNA polymerase II; regulation of cytokine production. The coding region runs from base 151 to 2556 and encodes 801 amino acids.
UCCUCUUCUGCUGCCGGAACGUCCCAGUGUGACACCAACCGGAAGUAAACAAGCCGCUAGCAGCAUCGUUAGCUUUCCUCGUGUGAGGACGGAGCAGGAAGACGGUUGUGUUGUCGUCUCUCAGCUGAAUAUUUGAGUGUUUCAGCAACAAUGUCUUCAGUUCAGCAUCUGAGAGAGUUUAUCAGCGAGCGACUAACUGCUGCUGCUGAAGAAAUAUUCACAGAGUUUGAAAAAACCAUCGUCCAGUACGAAGAAGAGAUCGAUCGUCAGCGCAGACUGCUGGAUAUCACCUGGAAUCCACAGAUAAAGUUAAUCAGAACAGAGGUUCCACAUCAAUAUGUCUACAAGGUGGAUGAAGCUCUUCAAGAAGACCAGCAGCUGUGCAACCAGAACUCAAACCUGGACCAGGAGCAACCAGAGUCUGCUCGUAUUAAAGAGGAAGAGGAGGAACUCCUCAGCAGUCAGGAGGAAGAGCAGCUUUGGCUGAAGGAUGAAACUGAUCAAUUUCAACAGCUCAUCCAGGGGAAUCCCGAGGCGUUCCCAGGCCAGCCGAGAGAUGUCGUCCGUCCAGCAUGUCCUGGGUCUUCCCCGCGGCCUCCUCCAGAUGGGACAUGCCCGAACACCUCAUCAGGGAGGCGUCCUGGAGAGGUUCCACAUCAAUAUGUCUACAAGGUGGAUGAAGCUCUUCAAGAUGACCAGCAGCUGUGCAACCAGAACUCAAACCUGGACCAGGAGCAACCAGAGUCUGCUCGUAUUAAAGAGGAAGAGGAGGAACUCCUCAGCAGUCAGGAGGAAGAGCAGCUUUGGCUGAAGGAUGAAACUGAUCAAUUUCAACAGCUCAUCCAGGGGAAUCCCGAGGCGUUCCCAGGCCAGCCGAGAGAUGUCGUCCGUCCAGCAUGUCCUGGGUCUUCCCCGCGGCCUCCUCCAGAUGGGACAUGCCCGAACACCUCAUCAGGGAGGCGUCCUGGAGAGGUUCCACAUCAAUAUGUCUACAAGGUGGAUGAAGCUCUUCAAGAUGACCAGCAGCUGUGCAACCAGAACUCAAACCUGGACCAGGAGCAACCAGAGUCUGCUCGUAUUAAAGAGGAAGAGGAGGAACUCCUCAGCAGUCAGGAGGAAGAGCAGCUUUGGCUGAAGGAUGAAACUGAUCAAUUUCAACAGCUCAUCCAGGGGAAUCCCGAGGCGUUCCCAGGCCAGCCGAGAGAUGUCGUCCGUCCAGCAUGUCCUGGGUCUUCCCCGCGGCCUCCUCCAGAUGGGACAUGCCCGAACACCUCAUCAGGGAGGCGUCCUGGAGAGGUUCCACAUCAAUAUGUCUACAAGGUGGAUGAAGCUCUUCAAGAUGACCAGCAGCUGUGCAACCAGAACUCAAACCUGGACCAGGAGCAACCAGAGUCUGCUUGUAUAAAAGAGGAAGAGGAGGAACUCCUCAGCAGUCAGGAGGAAGAGCAGCUUUGGCUGAAGGAUGAAACUGAUCAGUUUUCAAUACCGGCUGCUCAUGAGGAAGAUGGUCACAGUGAUCCAGAACCAAACAGGGACCAUAUUCCCUCUUACAGUCCUCCUGCAGACCAACAUUCACCUUUAGAGGAAAGCACGGUUGAAGACUCAGGACCAACAACGUGUGCAGAUACAGAGCCAGAAAAGAGCUGUCUAACGGAGACAAAUGAGAACGUAGGAGAGGCCUUUCUGUUAGAAAGUCAUUGUAAUGAAAGAGAUGAGAAACAACAUUCCUGCAAGUUCUGUGGGAAACAGUUUGAAACGAAAAGUAAGUUAACUGUUCAUGUAAGAACGCACACAGGAGAGAGACCGUACUCUUGUCAAACAUGUGGGAAAUGUUUCAGUCUCAAGAGUACUUUGGUGAAACACAUGAGAAUUCACACGGGUGAGAAGCCGUAUUCUUGUCAAAGAUGUGGAAAAUGUUUCAGUCAAAAUACUCAUUUGGUGAACCACAUGACAACUCACACAGCUAAGAAGCUGUAUUCUUGUCCAACAUGUGGAAAAUGUUUCAGUCUCAGGAGUACUUUGGUGAAACACAUGAGAAUUCACACGGGUGAGAAGCCAUAUUCUUGUCAAACAUGUGGAAAAUGUUUCAGUCAAAAUACUCAUUUGGUGAACCACAUGACAACUCACACAGCUAAGAAGCUGUAUUCUUGUCCAACAUGUGGAAAAUGUUUCAGUCUCAAGAGUACUUUGGUGAAACACAUGAGAAUUCACACAGCUGAGAGGCCGUAUUCUUGUCCAACAUGUGAGAAAUGUUUCAGUCAAAAUCAAUAUUUGUUACGCCACAUUACAACUCACACAGCUGAGAGACCGUAUUCUUGUCAAACAUGUGGAAAAUGUUUCGGUCGCCAAAAUACUUUGGUGCGCCACAUGAGAAUUCACACAGGUGAGAAGCCGUAUCCUUGUCAAACAUGUGGAAAAUGUUUCAGUGACAAGAGUACUUUGGUGAAACACAUGAGAAUUCACACGGGUGAGAAGCCGUAUUCUUGUCAAACAUGUGGAAAAUGUUUCCUUCGCCAGGAUGCUUUGGUGAAACACAUGAGGAUUCACACAGCUUAGACAGAUAAAUAGUAGCAUGAAAUUACUCAUCUAGUUUCAUAUUGGACGUAUUUCUGUGGUACGCAAGGUCCACUUUACAAAUCUCUCAUGUCAUUAAUUUAUUUUAUAAGUUUUGUGAAGUUGUUGCAGAAUUUUGACGUCCUCUGCCGCUGCUUUGUUUCCUGGUCCGCUGCCAUAUUUUCCCCCUGGCAGACUUUAUUGUGCACGUGCAACUCUCAGCAGAGAUAAAGAAAGAAGA